Molecule: messenger RNA, 3750 nt
Organism: Phytophthora infestans T30-4
Lineage: Eukaryota; Oomycota; Peronosporomycetes; Peronosporales; Peronosporaceae
Exons: 3
Coding region: 24-3662 (1212 amino acids)
Source: RefSeq, a predicted model, not a curated record
GAAGGGGAGGCAAAAAGCGCACCAUGGAGAGCUUCGGCACGGAGCUCAAGGAAACGCCGUACCCGCUGAUUGCGGCGUUGGGCUCGCGCGAAUUGCAGAGCAAAGUUCUCCCACUGGUGCGCGUGGCCAACGAGGAGUUCGUGCCCAAGCUACACUUCACGUCGCUGCCCCGCGAGCACAGGUUUCCUGCGAAGAAGGAACUACGCGAGAAACACGGAACUUUCCCCAACCAGACGCAGCGCGACUUCGAGGGAUACCGCGCGCAGGGCAUUCUCAAAGCGCGAUGGCUUAAGAAGCACCACGAGCUUCUACCGGCGGUCGUGCUGCUGUUUGACGAGUUUGAUCCACGGUGGAGUCCUCCAGACUGGCAGCAGAGGGAGACGGCACUCCGCGAGGAGGUCGAGAAACUCAAACGCACGCUAUCAGCAAGAGAAUGUCGCGUAAUGCUGAUUCUACUGCAGCAAGUUGACGAUGCUGGGGUGGCGCCCAUGAAUACGACGGAGGAGCGCCUGACUAACCUUCGAAGGAGACUGGACUCUGAUGCAAAGGGGCUUGUGCUCUUGAGAUCCAGAGACCUCGUGCGUGGAUCUGCUAUGCUGGUGAAGUUGGAGUCGUCGAUGCGCAAUAUGGCGCUCGAGUACUACAAGGCUCAAUCGAAGCGAGUGAAACGGUAUAAGAAGGCGCUUGCAAAGACGCCCGGCUACCAGGCAUUACACGCGAGAUUGAGCUUCAAGAUCGCUCAUUACUACGAGUUCCGCCGCUAUACGACCAAGGUUUUGCAGCACUACGAAGCGUCGUACAGGGCCAUUAUCGCGUUGCCACUUCACGAGAACGAGGCAGUUGAUGGGAUCGCGUACACGCAGGUCAUGACAAUGGCCGAGUUUGUGAACUUCAAGCUGUGCUAUCACUUGAUCUUCUCGUCGAACAAUAUCAAGGGUGCAGUGGACCAAUUACAGCGUCACAUGGGCGUAUACUCGCGCGCUAUAAUUGUGGCGGAUCGAGCGUACGAACACUGGGAGUGGGUUUCUCGACAGUACCAUGUCUUCGCUCAAUUACUGGCUGAAGCUACUUCCAUUCGAGGCUCGUUAGCCAGCACUGGCUUGGAUUCGGACGUGUAUAAGGAGCCGUAUUUAUAUUACUCCAUUGCAGCAAAGUACGCGAUGUUUCGGAGGAAGGCGGUUGCGAAGCUUGGACUUACGGCUACGACAGUGGCACCCACAGCAACUCCCAAUGGCGAGGCUUUAUCGGAACGCGACUUUGUUGUGGUCCCGUCUGUUUAUGUUGGAGGCGAUCCCGUGGUAUCUGACGCCAUUUCCGCAUCACAAGACCCUUCCAUAGCAGCGCUCGUGAAGUACCGACAUGCAAUGGAGAGGACUGUGCCACAUGCAAAGCGGUCUAUUGUUCUUUUAGAACACGCGAUUCAGCAUCUAACGAUGUAUGUUGCUGACCACAAUGCCCCACGCAGUCGAAUGAAAAGCCGACUACUUGUUCAUUUGGGCGCGGAAAGACUUGCGUGUGGCGAGUAUGAGCGAUCACGAGCAGAGCUACAAAAGGCGAAAGCAACGUUUGCUACUGAGAACUGUUGGGCUCAGACGGCUCAGAUUCUAAAACAAUUGCUGAUCUGCACCUUCCGCCAAGGAGAUACUGCAGCGUAUCUGGAUUAUUCGCUGCAGUUAUUAUCGCCAGUUGUGGAGGAAUUUGUGUCUGCUAAGGAGCGCGGACGUAUCCAGGAUUCGUUUUUAACAGCGUGGAGGAGCCCAGUAGCACUUGGGGCUCCAUUUACGGAGAACUCGGCGCUUGGAAACGGCCACGAAGUUGCGUUGGAUCGGUCGCGCCCAGUGUUUGCGUUAACAGCACAAUUCGAUCGUGCAUGUGCUUGUGUGAAGGAAGAGGUGACGCUCGAGCUGGAGUUGCGACCCCAUUUCCCAUCACCGCUUGUGAUGUCGAAGAUUGAGUUGGUGUUCAAUGACGAGCGCUAUCGCACUGUGAUCUCCCACCAAGCCGACGUGGAUGCUGGAUCGUUGGCUUCUGCUGAUGGAAAGCUAUUUACUUCGCUGGAAUUUACUCACAAAAUGGUUAAAAAGCUCCGCGUUCCGUUGCGUGUGCUGGACGGUCGACAGAUGCUUUCGAUUCAGGAAGUGCGGUUCUAUUUGAGCGGAGACCACAGCGCCGAAGCUAAUGGUGUGCUUGCAGACGGAGCGAAGCCAGAGGAAGAGUUCUUGAUCUUCAGCCUGCUGGUGGAACGAGCGUCUGUCGAGCAGCGGGAAACGCCAUUGCCGUAUUUGAUUAAUGGACGUGUGCCUGCCAUGGGCAAUGGAUCUGCAUCUCCAAGUUUCUCGAGGAGAAAGUCUAUGUUCUCACUUGUCGAGGGUCUGCGACCUGGCCAAGCGGACGCAGCAGAACCGAUUCAAGAGGACGGUACGGCGCAUCUCCGAGGCUCGUCAUUGAUGAUUCUGCAGCCUCGUGCGAAGGCUAAACUGUCAAUGCUCUCACGCGAGCCACUUUUGACUGGGGAUUACCGCGAGCUUGCGCUCAAGUUGUCUGCCAAUGAAGAUAAGCUGGAGAAUACGACCUUCCAAGUUGCAUGCGAGCCCCCGCCGGCAUCAGUAUCACCAAAUGAGGCGUUCUUCUUUACAGAGCAAGCAGGUGUGUUAAUACCCGUGGUAUUGGAUGCAAAUUUACAACCUCGGGACGUCAUCCCGCUUCCCAAUAAAGACCCAGGAACCGAGGAAACCUUGCGGGUAAUUGUGCGCUCAAUGAGGGCAACCCCUGUGACUCUAAUUGUGUCCGUCACAUACACGACAAAAGCUGGAGUGGCGGUGAGUUUUGACGAACGAUUUGAGUUGAUCUGUCACGAUCCGUUCGACAUACAAGGAGGUUUGAUGCACGACUUCCUCAGCGGUGGUGGCGUGCCUGGAGCCGCUCAAAUGCCAAAGGGUACGUACGGCUGUGUGGGUAACUCGGUGAGCUUUCAAGGCAGCGUCACUUGUACAUCAGGCGAGUCAUUAAGGGUGCUUGCACUAGAGUUUGAGGCGCAUGAGACGAACAUGAUCGAAGAUUUGGCUGUUUCGGGGUUUGGUCCGGUAUCUACUGAAAGCAGUGAGGACGUGUGUGCGACCUUCAACGACGGUGAUUCUCGGUGUUUCUGCCUGCGGUUAGUGCCGAAGGUGGCGUCUAACUUUGUGACACUGGGUCGUGUCAAGGUGCUUUGGAGACGCGAAUCCUCCACCAUUAUCAAUACCCCGGAUGGUUCUCACAACGAUGUCGUGAGCACGUGGCUGGAGAUCCCGAUGGUUUCAUUCGUGGAUGCCCCGCUCACUUUCAGCGUGGAGACCCCGUCGUUUGGUGUUGAGGGAGUAGUUGUCUACAUGGACGUGAGGGUAAAGAACAACGAGGCUGUUUUCCACAGUCUACGCGUGAAGCCUGUGGAUGCGGAGGGAGCGUUCUUCAUCUCUGGUCGAACGAAUGCGACGGAGGACUUGCUUCCUUUCGACGAGCAAGUGUUCCGGUUGGGUUUGGUGCCAACAAAGACAGGCUACCUACGUCUACCCCGCUUUGAGAUCGUGUCGCUGACGUACAACCUCCCGUUCACCAACCCAGACGAGCGCCAAGAGUUGUUUGUGCUUCCCCGGGAGUCGCCCGACUGGGAUCCUGCCAAAUGACUGCUGAAGUCGUAGCGAGUUUGCGUGUGAUAGACUUAUGGAGCGCUUGCUUUGAGAACUUCAACACGAAUGAAAUGUUAUGGCAAGA